Molecule: messenger RNA, 222 nt
Organism: Aspergillus welwitschiae
Lineage: Eukaryota; Fungi; Ascomycota; Eurotiomycetes; Eurotiales; Aspergillaceae
Exons: 1
Coding region: 1-222 (73 amino acids)
Source: RefSeq, a predicted model, not a curated record
AUGUCUGUUGAUCUUGAAUACUGCUUCAAGCUGUUGCUCAAGCGCAUUCGAAUCGCCGUGGUCGACUUGGCCUUUCCAUCAAUUACGUUGUCGAACGGUACCCUCGGUAUCAGACCCAGGGUGGUUUUCGCCAAUGACAAGAGCAAGGUCUUGGUUUCUGGAGGGAACUAUAAGCAGUUCACGAUUCGAGUGUUCAAUGAGCAAGCGGAGUUGCUGAUGUGA